AUGCCAAUCCCUCUGAUCGGCGGUUUCUUCAGCUCCAAGGCCAGCGACUCCAGCAAGAUGUCAUACCCCGUCCAGAAGUCCGACGACGAGUGGCGCGCAGUGUUGAACAAAGAGCAAUUCCGCAUCCUCCGCGAGAAGGGCACCGAGCCGCCCGGGUCCGGCAAGUUUGACAAGCACUACCCGUCGGAGGGCGUGUACACAUGCGCCGGGUGCGACGCGCCGCUGUACAAGGCAUCGCACAAGUUCAGCAGCGGCUGCGGCUGGCCCGCCUACUUCGACAGCAUCCCCGGCGCCGUCAAGCGCUUCGAGGACACCAGCAUGUUCAUGAAGCGAAUCGAGAUCACGUGCGCCAACUGCGGCGGCCACCUCGGCCAUGUCUUCCAGGGCGAGGGUUUCCCCAACCCGACGGAUGAGCGCCACUGCGUCAACAGUGUGAGCUUGAAGUUCAGUCCCGAGGAUGCGCCGGUGCAGAAGGCUGCUGGUGGCGAGGAGAAGAAGGAGUAG
This is a messenger RNA of Diaporthe amygdali, 504 nucleotides long. Its product is annotated as methionine-r-sulfoxide reductase b2. Gene Ontology annotation, biological process: response to oxidative stress; protein repair. Lineage: Eukaryota; Fungi; Ascomycota; Sordariomycetes; Diaporthales; Diaporthaceae. The transcript is spliced from 2 exons. Bases 1 to 504 code for a protein of 167 amino acids. The record is from RefSeq and is a predicted model, not a curated record. Gene Ontology annotation, molecular function: peptide-methionine (R)-S-oxide reductase activity.